AUGACUACACAACAAAGACCAAAAGUUUUGGUCCUCGCCGGUACUGCUGGUACGGGGAAAUCCACCAUUGCAGAGGUGUUAUUGAAGACUUACCGUCCUAACCAUCCAAACUUGGAGUUUGUGGAGGGGGACGAUUUGCAUCCUCCUGCUAAUGUGGAGAAGAUGUCCCGUGGGAUUCCCUUGGGGGAUGAGGAUAGAUGGGGGUGGUUGCAAAGUAUUGCUGAUACCUCCGGUGCUAAUGCUACUAAGGAUGGUAUCACUGUGAUUAGUUGUUCUAGUUUGAAGAAGAAGUAUAGAGAUUUUAUUAGGGAUGCUUGGCCAAGUUGUGAUUUCCAUUUCAUUUUCUUGUAUGCUAGUAAGAUUGAAAUCUUGAGAAGAUUGAAGCAAAGAAUGGGUCAUUUCAUGAAGGAAAAUAUGAUGGAAUCACAAUUUAAAGAUUUGGAACUGCCCGUUGUUGGAGAAGAGAAAAACUGUUACAUUGUCAAGUUGGAUGGGAAGACAUUCCCUCAAAUUGAGAAUGAAGUUGUCGAGUUAUGUGGAGAAUUAAUGCAAUAA
Naumovozyma castellii is the source of this 555-nucleotide messenger RNA. RefSeq names its product gluconokinase. NCBI's taxonomy places the organism in Eukaryota, Fungi, Ascomycota, Saccharomycetes, Saccharomycetales, Saccharomycetaceae. The transcript has a single exon. The coding region runs from base 1 to 555 and encodes 184 amino acids. The record is from RefSeq and is a predicted model, not a curated record.